Messenger RNA from Hansenula anomala, 690 nucleotides. It is a transcript of the gene CAX4, whose product is annotated as dolichyldiphosphatase. Gene Ontology annotation, cellular component: endoplasmic reticulum membrane; intracellular membrane-bounded organelle. The transcript has a single exon. Gene Ontology annotation, molecular function: dolichyldiphosphatase activity. The coding region runs from base 1 to 690 and encodes 229 amino acids. The record is from RefSeq and is a predicted model, not a curated record. Gene Ontology annotation, biological process: protein N-linked glycosylation; lipid biosynthetic process. NCBI's taxonomy places the organism in Eukaryota, Fungi, Ascomycota, Saccharomycetes, Phaffomycetales, Wickerhamomycetaceae.
AUGUCCAGCACUCAACUAAACUACAACCCAAUUCCCUUUGAUGAUACAUAUGUGCUUUAUGAUCCAAAUGAUAUUGUUUCAUUUGUUUCUGUUUACUUUUCAUUGUUACCAAUUGGGAUCCUAAUCUUUUAUCUUUCAUGGUUCAUAAUCACACGUGAAAUAGAACCAGUUAUAAUAGCUGGAGGUCAAGUUGUCAAUGAUGUUGUCAAUAAUAUUGUCAAAAAUAUCCUCAAAGAGCAAAGACCUUUCCUAAUUGAAGGUUUCCAACAAAAUGGGUUAAGAUCAGGUUAUGGUAUGCCUAGCGCUCAUUCUCAAUUCAUGGGUUUUUUUGCAACUUAUUUCAUGCUGAGAGUUUGGUUACAAUGGAAAGAUCUAACUACUAGUAGAAAAAUAAUCAGUACAUGUGCAUUGUAUGGGGUUGCAGGGUGUGUCGUGUUCUCUAGAGUUUAUCUUUACUAUCAUAGUUUAGGUCAGGUCUUGGUUGGUGUUUCUUUGGGAAGUUUCAUUGGAGCAAGUUAUUUUGUUGUGAUCGGUAUUGCCAGAUCUAUCGGAUUCAUUGAUUUCAUUUUGGGCUGGCCUAUUGUGAAAUUGUUUUGGGUUAAAGAUUCAGUAUAUCAUGCACCAAUGAGUUUAAAAGAGGAAUAUGAGUUCUGGAUUACAAGAAAGGAAAAAGAGAAUAAGAAGGAUUAG